CAUAGAAUUAUCUCCCUUGACGAAGGAUUUCUUGUUUUGAUUUUUUUUUAGAAUUUUAUAUCCCUUUUAAAAAACAAAUGAUUAUUGUAUAUGCAUCUUAGUUUAGAAAAUAAUGUAAAACAUCAUGAUUACUAAAUCCAAACAUAAAGAUGGACUAUGUGGGUCUUCCAGAGAGCAGUUACAUGCAAGAAUUGGUAGGGAACUGUUCCUCUAUACACAGAGGCGUGAACUUGGAUGUAGAAAUUUUUGUUACACUAAUCCUCAUAGGAUUGUUGAUGACUAUGCAUCGCAACUGAUGCCACAGCUGUUUCAGGAGAAAGAAUACCGUCUCGGACAAAUAAAUAAAAUAUUUUCUUCUCAAUGGCUCAAUACAAAACAAAUUGUAUUCGGUACAAAAUGUAAUAAGUUAGAAGUACUGGAUUUAAACACAGGUAACCUGGAUCAUAUACCCUCUUUAAAAAGUAGUAAUAACAGUGUACCUGCUAGUUGUCCAUGUGGUAUUCACAGUAUUGCUGUCAAUCCAUCAAAAACUCUUCUUGCCACAGGAGCUGAAAAUACUAAUGAUUUAGCUGUGUAUAAAUUACCUACAUUUGAUCCAGUUUGUGUAGGAGAGAGAGCACACAAUGACUGGAUAUUUGAUAUUUGUUGGCUGGAUGAUGAAUUUCUUGUAACAGGUUCCCGUGACAGUCAUCUAGGAUUAUGGAGAAUUGAUGGGUUUGAUGACGUUGAUUCAUCACCUCUAAAUAGUUUACAGGUACCUGAGUACAGUAUUACAUCUCCUCUCCUUGUCAAGGAAUGUACGGACGCAAGGAAAGUGCGAGCUCUAGCUUACCAUGAUGAGAGAAAGGAAUUAGCAGUUUUGUCUUUAAAUGCAUACUUCCAUAUAUGGGAUGUAGAAACAUUUAAAAUGGUAUAUAAUCGUAAACUACAGAACAGUAAGGAGAAUGUUUGUAUGUGUGUGUCAAAGCCUAAGACAUUGUAUGCUAUUGGGUCACAGUCACAUGUUAACUUGGUAGACCCUAGAUCGAAACAUACUCUUACUACAAUUAUUUCUAAAUACAGAGGAGGUGGUAUACGAUCUGUUAGUUUCCAUGAAGAUAUUAUAACUAUAGGUACUGGUACAGGCCAUAUAUUAUUCUUUGAUCUGAAAGGAGGGAAAUAUCUUGAAAGUGGAUGCGGUCAUUCUUGUGCAUUGGUUCUUGGCAAAGGUUGGCUGUUACAUGAUGAAAACUAUAUGGGAUUCUUCAUGCAUCAAUAUAACCAGGAAUUUCCGAAUGCAAUCUAUACACAUCAGUAUGAUGACUCUGGUACAAGAUUAUUUGUGGCUGGUGGGCCACUACCUGCAGGAUUAUGGGGAAAUUAUGCAGGAUUAUGGUCUUAGCAUUGCUAAAUGCUAGAUUUUAAACUUUUUUUUCUUAUAUACAUAGUGAAGUACAAACUUGUUGUUGUUGAUUUUUUUCCAUGCAUCAUGCAUCAGUGUUUGAGAAAGAUGAACUUGAAAGAGGAAGAACAUUGUUUUUGUUGUAACGAACAGGUUAAUUGUGCAGUUAAGUAGGAAAGUCGAAUGAUAUGAUUAGUGAAAAUUUCAUCAAAUCAUUUCAGUUUGUACCUAAUACUUACCACCAAAAAAUGCUUGAAUAUCUGAUGCAUAUAUGUUAUGAAAUUUUUACUGCUAAAAUCUUAAUGCUUAAUCUUCCACUGACAUUCCUUAAAUGACUCCUUGGCUACAACAUUAAUUUAUUUAGAAAAUGAAUACAAAUGAUAAAGGAAGCAGUGUUUGUGAUCUGUUUGCAUUAAUUACAACACUUCAGGGUUGUGGUAUUGUUGCACAAUGAUUACUAAAGGUGCUUAUAAAGAAUGAAAGGAUUCCAGAUUAAAUUUUAUCAAAAAUUAGUCAAUUUGCCUUUUUGUUUGUGUGUGUAAAUAUUAACAUUUUUUUUCAAAUGAAAGGGCAUUAGCAUAUGAAGUAUAAGUUUUGCAAGAUAUGUUCCUGCUUAAAAAUAAAACAAUCUAUGGUUGGCAAUUUAUGUCUGCUAACUGUUCAAUAUUUAUUCAGGCUGUGUACAUAAUUAAUUUUUUGUUGGAUUUGAUUUAUACAACUCUACAGAGUGUGGCAUUGAAUCUUAAUUUUUGUAUAAAUUUUAAAGUGGAUUGGUCUACAAUGAGCACAUUUAUCAUAAUUAUUUCAAAUAUUGAUAAGAGUAAGAGAAAUGUAUCAUUUGGAAAUUCUUAAAAACAUAUUGCUUGGAAAAAAAUGUUCAAGUUCUAUAUGAUUCAGUAUGAACAAUAUGAGCCGUGUCACGACAAAACCAACAUAAUUGGUUUGCGACCAGCAUGGAUCCAGACCAGCCUGCGCAUCCGCGCAGUC
This is a messenger RNA of Ruditapes philippinarum (Manila clam), 2368 nucleotides long. Its product is annotated as DDB1- and CUL4-associated factor 12-like. Gene Ontology annotation, molecular function: protein binding. Bases 125 to 1381 code for a protein of 418 amino acids. The transcript has 9 exons. Gene Ontology annotation, cellular component: Cul4-RING E3 ubiquitin ligase complex. NCBI's taxonomy places the organism in Eukaryota, Metazoa, Mollusca, Bivalvia, Venerida, Veneridae. The record is from RefSeq and is a predicted model, not a curated record.